This is a messenger RNA of Stegastes partitus (bicolor damselfish), 2594 nucleotides long. RefSeq names its product sorting nexin 5 (gene snx5). The transcript has 13 exons. Gene Ontology annotation, biological process: pinocytosis; retrograde transport, endosome to Golgi. Gene Ontology annotation, molecular function: dynactin binding; phosphatidylinositol binding. Lineage: Eukaryota; Metazoa; Chordata; Actinopteri; Pomacentridae. The record is from RefSeq and is a predicted model, not a curated record. The coding region runs from base 119 to 1315 and encodes 398 amino acids. Gene Ontology annotation, cellular component: endosome.
AAAACGAUUUGACAGCUUGUUAGGAGGCUAACCAGCCACCGGAGAGAAAGCUUCCUGCAUACAGUUUUGUUAUUUGGGUUGGCCUUUUUCUUGCCUUUCGGUCGACUUCAGCCCCACCAUGACAUCCAUAGACGAAAGCAGCAAAGAAAAGUUGCGUUCGGUGUCUGUGGACUUAAACAACGAUGCCUCUCUUCUCAUUGACAUUCCUGAUGCACUCUGUGAAAGGGACAAAGUCAAGUUUACAGUCCAUACAAAGACUACACUUAGCUCUUUCCAGAAGCCAGAGUUCUCUGUUCCCAGGCAGCAUGAAGACUUCAUCUGGCUACAUGACACUCUGGUUGAGACAGAGGACUAUGCUGGCCUAAUAAUUCCACCAGCGCCCCCAAAGCCUGACUUUGAGAGCCCCAGAGAGAAGAUGCAUAAACUGGGGGAGGGCGAAGCCACUAUGACUAAGGAGGAAUACACUAAAAUGAAGCAGGAGCUGGAGGCUGAAUACCUGGCUGUGUUCAAGAAAACUGUCCAAGUGCAUGAAGUCUUCCUGCAGAGAUUGUCUUCUCACCCCAUUUUAAGCAAAGACAGAAACUUCCAGAUUUUCUUAGAGUAUGACCAGGAUCUCAGUGUGAGAAGAAAGAACGCCAAGGAAAUGUUUGGAGGAUUCUUUAAGAACAUGGUUAAGUCAGCGGAUGAGGUCCUCAUCUCAGGAAUAAAGGAAGUUGAUGACUUUUUCGAGCAGGAGAAGACGUUCCUGCUCGACUACUACAGCAAGAUUAAAGAUUCCACUGCCAAAGCCGAGAAAAUGACUCGUUCACACAAAAGUAUUGCGGAUGACUAUAUUCACAUCUCUGCCACUCUGAACAGUAUCUCUGCUGAGGAUAGUACAGGAAAUAAGAAGAACCUGGACAAGUUGUCAGAUCUGUUUGAGAAGCUACGAAAAGUGGAGGGAAGAGUAGCAUCUGACCAGGAGCUGAAACUCACAGAGCUGCUAAGAUACUAUAUGAGAGACAUCCAGGCUGCUAAGGACCUUCUGUACAGGCGAGCCCGGGCCUUAGCUGACUAUGAGAACUCUAACAAGGCCUUGGACAAGGCUCGACUGAAGAGCAAGGACAUUCCCCAGGCAGAGGAACAUCAGCAGCACUGCCUGCAGAAAUUUGACAAGCUCUCAGAGUCUGGGAAGAAAGAACUCACCAGCUUCAAGGGCAGACGUGUCGUGGCCUUCAGGAAGAACCUCAUAGAGAUGGCUGAGCUUGAGAUCAAACAUGCCAAGAACAAUGUGACUCUAUUGCAGGGAUGCAUUGAGCUACUCAAGAGCAACUGACGUGUUCGUGAAGUAUUUCUGCUCUACAAUCACCAAGUGACCAGUCAUAGCAAAUGGAAACUUGGUGUCCCUGGGGCCUUGCAUGGACAUGACUCCAAGCCCUCUCUCUGCUCUCACCUGGGUCUGAUGCCACUUUAAACCCCUGCGCAAGACUAAGUAUCUUGUAAGCACAAUGUCUUCAUGUUUACAGAGUCCCCGUCCUCUGGUCUGUGGUCCAUGUUUUUCCAUUAUUUACAGAAGUCUAGCCCAAUGGGAAUGGCUCCAGAGAAAGAGGCUGCCAACAUUACAGUCUUCCAUAUUUUUGCAACACCAAUAGAUGUGAUUUGUCUUGAUUUCUCAAUUUUUUACACUAUGAUUAUAGCACACUUCUUGCCUUUCUGAUUAUAUUUCUGCCUCCAUUCUGACUCUAACCUCUUUCUACAUAAAUGCUUUUACAUAACUUUUCAAAAGGCUCAGAGAAUGUUUUUGUUUUCAUAUUUCAGUAAUCCCAACCAUUUUUUCCCAGAUUUUUGUGCUUAUUCUGUUUGAACUUUUUUGCUUUUUGUAAAGGAACAGUUUCACAGAAGCAAAACGAGUGCCUGGAAAAACAUCCUCGUGCUUUGCAUUCCUGUGCUCUGAGAUUAGUGUACAUCCAAACCAACACUGUAGUAAAACAAAAAAAACACUCAUGACUGACUUAGAAAACGAGAUCUUCAAGUGAUCAAAAAAUAGCUGCAUUUCACCUCAGGAAUGGGACAUUCUUGUUUGUUAGAUAUGGCUUCAGAUUCCACUUUUAUUAAAAAAGCACAUUAGUUUUGUAUAUAUGAAUUAAACAGAAGAUUUGAGCAAGAUAUUGGUGUGGGGGAAUCAUCCAGAGCAUACUAGUAUAGCAAUAUUCACUGCUACACGCUGUUACAUCUGUUAUGCAGCUUUUUCACCUCACACAACUCUGCCCAUUCAUUCUUUCAUUUUCAGUAUGUAAUUAUGGUUGUGUCUUCAUUUUAGCCAUUUAUUAUUUUAUACAUCAGACCUGAUUUAUGUACCAGAUCCUCUAAACAGAUUAUUUCAAACAAAUAUUUAAAAAAAAAAAAAAGAUGCACUAAGAAGAUGAAAAAUACUUUACAAUCACGACCAGGCUCAGUGGAGUGUUAUAAUGCAUUAUAGUUUUUUAAGAAAUUGAAUGUAUUUCUAAUGGAUUCCAACUGCGUGAAAUCCUUUACAUGAUGCUUUUUCUUACAGACCAUUAGCAUUUUAUAAAUUUGUAAUAAUGGCAUUGAAUAAAUCCUACUUUCCCAAGUUU